Molecule: messenger RNA, 2265 nt
Organism: Diaporthe amygdali
Lineage: Eukaryota; Fungi; Ascomycota; Sordariomycetes; Diaporthales; Diaporthaceae
Exons: 6
Coding region: 1-2265 (754 amino acids)
Cellular component (GO): membrane; signal peptidase complex
Molecular function (GO): peptidase activity
Source: RefSeq, a predicted model, not a curated record
AUGCCGUCCGAGACGUCGGCCAGCCGGCGCCAGCCCCUGGCUGAGUUUUUGCCCCUACUCCUACACCUCAGCACAUUGUUUAUGAUGUGGAAAGGACUCAGUGUCGUGACCAAUUCGUCAACCCCCAUAAUUUGCGUCGUGUCCGAGUCUAUGGCCCCUGCUUUUCAUAGAGGAGACAUCUUGUUUCUGUGGAAUCGCACGUCUUCAAUCGAAGUAGGGGACAUUCCCGUUGUCUGGUUUGACGACGCCCCAUUGCCUAUGGUCCACCGGGUUGUGCAGUCAUUCUGGGAUGAAGACACCAUGCAGCAAAUGUUCGUGACCAAAGGUGACAACAAUGAAGUUACGGACGAGGUUCUGUACCCCGGGGACCGUACCACGGUGUCAAGGCAGGAGGUCCGAGGGUUUGUCAGGGGCUUCGUGCCUCUGCUUGGGUGGCUGGUAAUAGGAGUACAGGAGAUCGUCUGGGUGAAAUACCUGAUUUGGGCAUUUGUGCUUGUUGCUGCCUGCCUGGGGAUAUACAAAUCCUUUGGAACCACCUACACCUGCAAAACCUUUCCGAUGGCUCAACUCGCUCCACCCACCACGCCCAAACCCCCAGUGAUCAUGCUGGAGGGCUUCACCAGUACAUCAGAGACAUCUUUCAUAGUGGAGUGCCAUGACCGCACCUUCAAUCUCGUGACGACAGCACUAGACAUACCGCCCAACGAGUCGCUCUUCCGUGUCGAGGCGAAGCUCGGCACAUCCUGGAGCUGGCGGCGCAAGGUCUACGACCAGCGCGCCGGCGAAAGCGGUGCCACGCAGAAGCACAUCUUCGACUUCCGGCACCACAGCAUAGACCCCAAGAACCGCUGGCUGAUAGAAGCCGCCGACGAUAAACGGCAGCUGGCUGAUUUGGUGCAUGUGAAGCAAGUCACCAGCGUGGGUCACUCGGAUAUCGACGCUACGGUGCGCACUACUGCAGGCGAAGACGUUGUAGUAUCUAUGCGCCGCACCGGGUCUUCCAGCGUGGAGUUUGAGGAUAUGUGUUUGAGUGUUGACGACACGACAUUUGCGUACAUUCGAAAGAUUGCUUACACUCCACCGGUUGGGUUGGUGGGGAAGAUUGUUGGGGAGAGUACCAACAGCCCUUCAAGUGUCUGGAAGGCAACCGUUGCUGAGGGAGUGGACAUGAGCUUGGUGAUGGCUAUGACCUUCAGAAACGACGCCUUCAUCUUCUUCCACUAUUUCUUGUCUUCGCGCCUAUGGGCACAGUCAGUGACCUUGAAUAUCGUUCACGUCGUCUCUGUCGUGUGCAUUGAGAGACGGUCAGCGCCGCGGGCUGAUUCCUUGGCCUCUUGGAUAUCCUUCCGUGAAACCUGGCGCCUCUGGACCAAUCCUCAGCUGCUUCCUGCGGCGGCCGUCACCAAGGCGACCAACAAAAAAUACGACGACGCCAAAACCAACGCAGACCAGGAUUCGGUCCCCUUAUUUCUUCUCCUGCGUCUGUUGAAGCUCCCGCUCUACUACUACCUGUUCACCUCCAUCCUGCCCUCUCUCUUUGCCGAGACGAUAUACGUGCUGCAAGCCUCAGACGUCGCCGAGACGGCCCUUUUUACUCGCGUCGGCGACAUCACAGCCCGGGAGGUUGUAAUACGGUCCUACACGGCAGUCGUCUGGGUCUGGGAGAGCGUGGUUCUCCUGGAUGGAGCCAAUGCCGUCCUGGCCAUCAUCGCCGUGCUCUCCGGCUUGGACAAGCCUGGGGACUGGCCGACCCUCUUCGGCAGCCCCACUGCCGCCUGUGGCCUGCGGAAUUUCUGGUCGCGUUUCUGGCACCGUCUCGCGGUCAGGCCCUACGGAAACUUUGGGCGCCUCUUGGCUAGCUAUUCGCCUGUGAGGAACUCGUGGGUCCAGAAGACGCUGGUAGCAUUCGCUGUCUUCCUGUUGUCUGGUCUUUCGCACAGCGCUGUCAGCUGGCGUCUGGGCCACGUGGAUUGGGAAAUCGAUUUGCAGUGGUUUAUGUUUAACUUCGCCGCGUGCUCGGUUGAACUGGUGCUCGUCUCGAUGUUGAGAGACGGUGCAAGGAGACUGGGCUUGUCACGCGAAUUGGCAUUGCUAGAGGAGAGCUGGUUGGGAUAUCUGAUUGGCUAUGCCUGGGUGUUUGGCUUCUUCUUCUGGACCGUACCCAUGUGGAGAUUCCCAAGACUGCACAGGCAGCUAGAGGCUACUGAGAGAUUGAUGAGACUGCUGUCGAAGAUGACCCUGAUACCAAAGGAAGCCAUCGCCUAG